AGCUGGCAGAGCUUCAGCGACAUCUUUGAGAAAUGCACUAUGGUUUUAUCUGUGGUUUUCUUUAUAUACUGAGUUGCACUUUGUAACAGAUUUCCCUGAACUCAGAGACUAAAUACCUAGCAAACAUCACCAGCAGACUGUAAUCAGUGAUUGGUUUAAGUUCAAUUAACUGUGGAUGUUAAUUUUCUUCCUUUCUUUUUGUCUCUCUGCCUUUGUUGUUUUGGCCUUCGAUAAAAUCUUGCUACAGAUGGUUAAUGUCUGAAUUUUCAGUGUGGACACUGCCUAAUCCAUUCAAAUUGUCUCUUGGGCAGAGGCUUUCUGAGCCACAGUUACUGAAAACUGCUAUAUAAAGCAUUUGCACGAAGUUGUUGUUUUAUUGUUCUUGUACCAGGGGUUGUCAGAACUGUGCAACAUGACAGAGCUUCAUGAAGCUGUAGCUCUGGGCGAUUAUGAUUUAGUGAAUGAGCUUCUGAAAAAAGGGCUUUGUGAUGUGAAUUACAAAGAUACGGACUGGAAUGACAGGACACCAUUACACUGGGCUUCUGCUAAAGGGCAAUCGGAGAUGGUAAAGCUACUUGUGCAGCAUGGCGCUCGCCUUUGCUUGAGAACGGACGUGGGUUGGACUCCAGCUCAUUUUGCGGCUGAGUCAGGAAGACUAGGUGUGCUAAGGACUCUUCAUUUUUUGCAUGCCGCCAUCGAUGCAGCAGAUCUCUAUGGGGACACUCCGAAAAGGAUUGCAGAAAUCUACGGACACAAAGACUGUGUGAAGUUCUUAGAAAUAGCUGAGGUGGAGUGCAGGGACUACCGUUUGGUGGCAGGAUUGAAAGGAAUUCAACUGGACCAGACAGAUGAAGACUGGGAACUCAAGAAAGAAGAGCUUAAGAAAAAUACACCCCGUGCUCAGGCGAAAUAUACACGCUCUACUCAAAAGAAAAACAGAGGAAAGAAUGUGAAACAAUAGCAUCUUCAGAUUCCUUUGAACUAGGGAAAGUCAGAGAGAGCUAGUCAAAGACACUAACAGACCCCAGAUACAUCUGGAGUAUGAAACAUAUACUAAGUGUUUGUCUACAUGGUGCUUUAGUCCACGUCAGAGGGGUAAAUUGUAGUCUGCACUAGCAUGCUGCGUGCUGACUGGCUUGUGUGCGCCCUGCUGGCAUGCACUGAAAGUUCUCUGGUGUGCAUUACUGUAGCCCUGUUUCAGACAGGCCUAUGUUAAUGUGGGAACUUUUAGUAUGCACCACGAGGGUCCACGUAGUUAGUUUGCAUGACACACUAGUGGGGACUAAAAUUGACACUCCUCUGGUGUGAAUUAAAGAACUGUGUAGAGGAGACCUAAGAGAAAAAGCAUAUGGUCUGUGCGGUGGGUUGUACAUAUGACUAUUAAUGGGAAGUGGCUAGAAGUAGUGGAUCUAUCUAUCGUGACAAAGUCAAUCCUGACAGAGUGGUGGAGGGCAGAUGUAUCAGCCCUUGGAUGGUGAAGGUCCUGUUCCCUAUGAGCUGAAAAAAGGUUACCUCAGGUUAAGGCCAGUUAAAGGCAGUCAGUGACCUUAUGAUCCCUUCUGGGGAGAGUGAGGAGGGGAGAGAUGAGACAGGCUGCAACGGGGUAGUGGCACCACCAGAAAGGAAAGGCUUGGUGAAAGGCUGUCUCUCCUCCCAAUAGGGAAAGAAACUGAGUUACCAGCUGCUUGGGGAAGGACUGGCAAGGAGGAGCCAGCAUACUAGGGUAACACCAGGGAGAGGGGGCAGGGACAGGAUUUUUUUGUUUUUGCUUAAGAGAACUUCUUGGGCCUACCCUGAGGCCUACCAUGUAAAUAAGGAAAAAUAAAACCAUAGUGAAGGGAAAAA
This is a messenger RNA of Chrysemys picta bellii (western painted turtle), 1845 nucleotides long. It is a transcript of the gene ANKRD66, whose product is annotated as ankyrin repeat domain 66. Gene Ontology annotation, cellular component: nucleus. The record is from RefSeq and is a predicted model, not a curated record. Gene Ontology annotation, molecular function: protein binding. NCBI's taxonomy places the organism in Eukaryota, Metazoa, Chordata, Testudines, Emydidae.